This is a messenger RNA of Lolium rigidum, 1068 nucleotides long. RefSeq lists its product as uncharacterized. Lineage: Eukaryota; Viridiplantae; Streptophyta; Magnoliopsida; Poales; Poaceae. The transcript has 5 exons. The coding region runs from base 18 to 815 and encodes 265 amino acids. The record is from RefSeq and is a predicted model, not a curated record.
GCCACAGGAUAAGGGACAUGCGCGCCAAACUAGCCGUGCUCAUCGCCGGCGCCUCUUCCCCGCCACCGCCGCCGCCGCGUCCCUUCUCCUCGUCGCGCCGCCACAAGCAGCCCACCCGGCUGCCUUUGCCCAAACCCGUCAACGCGCUCCAGAACGGCGGCGGCGGCGGCAAGUCGCUGCCCCUGGGGCGCGCCUGGCCGGCCGUCUCAGCCGCCCUCUUCGGCACGGGGUUCCUCCUCGGGCCGCUCCUCGACGGCAUCCAUUCACGCGUCGGCCUCCAGGUCUACGCCAACGGCGCCCUCGACUUGGGACCCCUCCACACCCACAUCCUGGUGCCGCCGCUGCUCGGAUUGUUCUACUGCACAGUCGGCAUGCUCCAGCUCUUCCUCGACGAGAAGGUUUUGCCCGCCAAAUCCAAGGCCACCGGGAGCCAGCGCGACACGGCGACGUCGCUAAUCGUCCUCGCCAUGUUCAUCGACCUGAGCGCGGAGAUGUACCGAGCCGGGGUGCCCAGCAACGUGGAGGCGUACGUGCUGUUCGCCGUCGCGGAGUUCGUCUGGCUCUUCCUCGACGGCUCCUGGCUCGGCUUCGCCAUCGCAUGCCUCGUCGGCGUCGCAUGCCCUCUCGGCGAGGUCCCGCUCAUCAAAUUGUUCGAGUGCUGGAGCUAUCCCAAUGCUGACAUCCUACUGUUUGGCACGGGGUUGAUGAGCUGGACGACGACAUGCUAUUUCGUGUACACUCCAUUCCUGGUGAAUCUGGCGAGAUUGCUCAAGUCACGGCUAGCGGAGAAUGACGCCGGUGGAAAGGAAGAAUGAAGCAGCUCUCACCACUGAGUUUCGGCAUUUUGGAAGAUGAUGCUCAAAGAGACCCCCACCUAUGGAGCCAGCAUGCUACAGUUAUCGACUCACGGUCGACAGGACAAAAAUGAGCUAAAACACGGUUGAGAAACCUAUUUGGUCGGUUCGGUUGUCUUAUGACAAGAAUGAGCCGAGGUGAUAAGCUACGAAGGACAAACGGAAUUGUGUAUGGGCUCCAUUUGCUACGAUAUAUGCGAACUUAAUUAGUCAA